GCGUACGCGAUGCGAAAGUACAGUUACGUUUUAUAAAGUGCAUAGGAACGAGAAAGAAGUAUCUGUUACGCGAAUAUAAAUAAGACGAACGACGUAAUCUGAAAACUGGAACGUGCAUCAGCCUCCGCGUUCGAAAAGAUCUGAAUUAUUAUUACGGAUUACGACAGGGUUGACCAGAACAAUGCCGUGGCUUUCGUUUUCAUCCUGCAUCUGCGGGUAUCGAUAAUAUUUUACACCUUCUCGCGAUCUAAAUUACAUAACAAGUGUAACAGGAAAAUCAGUCGGUCCAGAAAAAUGGCAGAGGAAAGAUGGCGCGGCGUUUGAUUGGAAGUCCGAAGACUCCAGCGAAAACAAAUCAACCACCUCGAGCGCUUUCAUCUUAAUCAAUAAACACACGGGAUAGACCAUCGGAGAACAUUAAAGAUGAAUCGAACCUGCCAAACGAAAUGGUACCGGUCGUCCUCUUCGUAGCGUUCCGAGGAAAAUAAUAAAACCUUUCAAAAUGGUUCCACGAGCGGACGAGCGCCGCCGAGCGGCGAGGAUCAGGAACCGAGAGACGCAGGUAGCACUCGCGUUAGUCUCCUUUCUACCUAUAAUCGAAACUGCAUGAUCGUAUGUACUGUGCCGCUGACAAUGAGCCGCGGCGGUGACUGUGAUAAGUGAUCGCGUACCCUUCCUCGUCGCUAAACGCGUAGUGGCAGUGGAGAAAGAUAGUACGUCGGCCAAGGAAAGAGUCUACCUCUUGAUGACUCGCGCUUUACGCAGGGCGCAACGUAGCCGGAGCUCACAAUUAUGUUCGAUGUACCGCCCAAGUUCUACGAGCUGUGUCGCCUUUGUUUAUCGUCGGACGGUGUCAAAUUGUCCAUAUUCGAGGAGGAGGGCGCCCAGCGAAACUUCGCCGACAAGAUACUGACGUGCCUCUCGAUUACGGUGAAAGAUGGGGAUUCAUUACCACCGAUCAUUUGUCACCGUUGUGUGUACAAGUUGGAUGUACUACACAACUUCCGUGAGGUGUCACACAAAUCUGAUGUCAUACUCAAACAGUACCUGGAUUAUGCCAAGCAGUUAUCAUCGCACGAUGAUCAGAAGUCUUUCUCCACUGCCAAAGUAGCAGGCUUAAGUCCUCUACAGUCAUUUCUCCAAUUGAACAAAACAUUGUUCAAUGAGGAGCCUAACUCUCCGGCCAGCAUUAAUCAAAACGUUAUACCUCAGACACAAACGCAUCAUUUGGAGUUGCGCACCAAUGACAUGCCAGAGCAUGAUAACAUUAAGUGUGAACCAGAAGAUGACACGUGUUCGAACAGCUCUGAUCCAGACAGAUUAGAAAUAGAAGAUCGGGACGAGCAGGAUACAGAGGGGGAGGAGAAUGGUUAUGACAUGACCAUUAAUAAAAGAAUGAAAAUGGAAACAAAUUAUGAAGAAUCAAAACCAAGUACCCCCAACCACAGCCCAGUAAAUAGAAUGGACACGCCAGAAAGUAAUUGUUCAGACACCAAUAUAGACCAAGAAACAACAAAGUUGUGGCAAGCAUUAGCAAACAAUAGGAGUUUAGAGAUUACCAGGACGAAUGGCGACAAAUUGAAUAAUGGAUUCACUGGAGAGGCGACUAAUCUUCUGCGUUCUUUAAUCAACAACAGACAAAUCGGUAUUACCGCUGUCGAUGCCGACAGAGUGUCACCGCAAAUUCGGUUUUACAGAGACACACAGGGGACAACAAUUGAACGUACAGUACCCGACUGUUCCGUACUCGGCAAUCGUACCAAUGUCCCCUGUAUAGAAAACAAGGGUACUUCCGUGGAUAGUAAUCCGUCUAGCCCAGCCAGUAUCGGUCGGAAGGAGACAAAGGGCCGUAGAAAACAAAGUUACCCUAGUAAAGCACCAAUGAGUCCAGACAUUGUUAAUUACCAGCACGAACCCAACGAAGAACAAGCACAAGAUUUUACUGCGUGGUCAAAUAAAAUGAAGGUGAAGGUGGAAGACCAGAAACAACAAUUUGAUCAGCACAGCGGUAACAUGACUAAAAAAGUAGACAUGUCCUGCACAAAUUGCGGCACCAUGACUACAACCAUUUGGAGAAGAAACAUGAAAGGGGAGAUGGUUUGUAAUGCUUGUGGACUUUAUUAUAAACUCCACGGGGUGAACCGUCCAGUUACUAUGCGAAGGGAUACGAUACACACGCGUAGACGUAGACCUAAGGGUGAAAAACCGACAAGGCACAGAAAAAAAGGAGACACAAUAUUGCCACCGCAAUCAGAACAAAUGGAUGCAGAAAGUGCGGAUAUGUUGGCAGCUUUACGAAGACAAAUUCAACCUCACUUAAUGAUGGCUGCUGCGUUAACGCCACCACGUAUACCUGGUGCCCAUCCACCACCAGCUGCCGCUCAACUUAGUUACUCCCUCCCUUUGCCCACUUACAUGAUGCAUCACGUGAAAACAGAGGGGCGAGAACAAUGUCAUUUACCUGGUGAUGCAGAAGAAGGAGAAGAGGGGGAUGAAGAAAAUGUCUCGGAUGUACCGUUGAACCUAGUUGCGACGUCGUUAUCCGAAGACACACACUGAAAUACAUUUUGGCCAGCUUCAGAACGACUUUGCUAAGUAUAUAUAUAUAUAUAAAAAAAUAUAUAAAUAUAUAUAUAACAAGGAAUCUCUAGACAGCAUAGUCUGUCCAGUGAUACACAGGGUGUACAAGACGAGAUUGUUCUCCUUAUGAUUUCUGCUACCAAGUUCUCGUUCAAGGAGAUAUUCCCUCCUUUUCUCGAGCUCUCUUUUUUCUCUCUCUAUUCUCUCUAUUCCCGUGGUGUCGAGAACCGAAGGUGGCAGAACACAUUCUGGGGAUCCAUUUCCCGCGAGCUACCAAGCCCGUGGUGCAGAGCGCACGAAGGAACGAUGAUAUUAAAUACGCAGUAUUAAUUACGUGGUUAUUCGAAAUAUGUACAUAUAUAUACACGGAUGAUACGAAGAAUAUUUUUAUACAAAAUUUUGUACGCUUGCAGCUAGAGAGCGACGGGCGAUCGUUGUACAUACACGCGCAAAUUGUUCUUUCGGUGUCGCACGUAUUUCUCGCGUCGAAACAAGAUGUAAAAUGGUGGUCGUUAGCUGUUUUCUUAGUGACGCAAGAAACGCAGUCACCGGUGAAAGUGUCUAAGAACGGUGCUAGAUUUACUGUUCGGAAAGGCUUUAGAAGUUAAAAAGGACAAAAAGAAAAAGAAGAAAAAGAUACGAAGUAGAAUAUAAAAAAAAAUAAUGAAGAUUUGUCACUAAACGGUAUUAGUGAACGAAAUUUCACCGUUUUGUUCCACGGGCUUUUAGCUGUCAGUGACGUCGGUAACAAUCAUAAUACUCUCGUUGUCUUGCGUAAUUAUUAAGUGAAAGAAACGACCCAGCUGAUUCAAACUAGUGAGCGAGGAAAUAAGAGAAGAUGUAUUUUUUAAAUCGGCUUUAAACAGGGGAUGUUUUCCUCUCUGGUUAGGUGUGGGAGGAUUAAUGGAACAGAAAACGGUUACACGAUGUGGCAAAUGUUUACUGUACAAUUGUCCGAUGCGUAACUCGGCAAUUUGAGCUUUGCCAAAUUACGUUAAUGCCAGUAUCAUCAUACUCUAGUGGCCUUUCAGCGAUUUAUCUCUUCCCUCUACCCCGUUAGCUCUAAUCGCGCGCAGAAAGCGCGCGGAAUACUUACUUACAAAAUAACAGGAUCUUUAUUUAGACCAUGUAGGUACUUUUUAUUUUACGUGAGCACGAGACUGCCGGUGUGAACACAUUUAAUACUGUUUUUUUUCUACCUUUUACGUAUUAUCUCUGCCCCUUUCUUACUACCCGUAACGUCUCGGAAGGCUUUUCGACUGCCUCUAAUAAGCAGUCGUCGAAUAAUUUGUACUUAAAUAGACGAAACAGCGCAACCACCAUGUAAGUUAAGACUCCGAAAGCAAUAAGAAACGCGAUGGUACGUAGGAUAGAUUGUCGUCAAACAAUACUCGUUCACAUGCUCUCUCGACGACAAUGAACAAACAUACAAGAACUUCAGGAAGUAAUACUUAGAUUACACUCAUCUGUAUGCCGGACGUUAAAAGUAACAAAUUUUAUUGCUCCACGGUCGCUGCGGGCAUUCAUCGACCUCACAAUCAUAUUUUUUUUUUCUCUCCAAAUUUUUAUCCUCCCAACUCUGUUCGCUUUUGUUUGUUUGUUUUUUUUGUAUAUUUGUAGAAAAAAGAAAAGAGGAAAAACUGUGAUUUCUCUCCCGCUCGGUAAUUAACCCUGUUCAGGAUGGAUGGUCAUUUUAACCCAUGACAGAACUUCUAGUAAUAUGCAGGCGUAAAGAACGAAAAAGAAAGAAAAGUAUUGUAUACAGAAUUUUAUACAGGUUGUUGCCAAAUUAUGAUAGAUAGAUAAGUAAUUUAUUGCGGUUACAAUCGACCCAUAAAGCUUUUUGCGUUCUUCUCGGAUGAAUAUUUUUUUCGUAUUCAGUGUGAAAAUAGUAAUCGUUAAUUACUCUUUCGCUGUUAAAGAUAAUAAUAGUGUUUCCAUCGUCUUCUUUACGACAGUAGGGUGAAAAUAGGCCUGCCAGCCGGGGGUAAUCUUUUCACGGCCGUUAUUAUCUUCUUCUUCUUCUUCUCUCUCUUUCUCUCUCUUUCUCUUUCUCUCUUUCUCUCUAAGGGCUAUCACUGAUUUACUUUUUUCCGGAUUGUACAGAUCAUGUGUUAAUAAACAGGUAUUAAGGGAAGCUAAAUAGCACAUAAUACGAUGGCCAGUGCAUCUACUCAUGUAUCGUAAUAUCUAACAUUGUAUACAUAAACAACUUUGCCAAAAAUAGAUUUAGUCUGUGUAACAUAGAGUAUAGUUAAGGGCAUACGAUAAAAAUUAACGUUUUAUCUUUCUCUUUCACAACGUCAUGCACAACAUUUAUACAUUUUCUCCCUUCAUUUUCUCUCUGCCCCUUCUCCCCGCUCCCCCUGCCUUUUCUCAGUCUUCUCGUCAGUGAUACCUCCUGGCAAAAGCUGCCGCGCAGAGCUUUCAAAUUCGCUCGCAGCAACCCCGUGGAGCAAAACUUAGUCUUUAGUCGUUAUCAAAGGAGCCUUAUGAACACACUCGUAUAGAUAUAUAUAUAUAAUACAUAUAUUAUAUAUAUAUGCAUAUACAAAUAUACUAUUCUAUAUUAAUAUACGAGUACCAAUGGUACCACGGAUCAGUGCUGUUUCUUUCUCUCUCCGCCAAGACAAUUGUAAAUACGAUGAUGAAUUAAUUGGUUCGUGUGAUCGAUAUUUCAUGAAAAUAGUAUAUCUAUGAAUACACAUAAUUUAAUAAUCAGCGAUAUACGUGGACUGCGAAUAUUUAUGUCAACUCACAGUUUUAUACGUUAAUUUACAUCGGCGACAGCUAGAUAAGAAUAUCUCCUUCUUCUCUCGGCGGUCUCGAAAGAAUGAACGUUCGAGGAACGGAAACGAGAGACGGCGGAAGUGUGUAAAAGAAGAAAACAUUUUUAUUUUAUCGUGCCUUGUAUAAUCACACGCAGUCUAGCAAUACGCGUAACGGAUCUUGUAACGACGUUGAUUUCACAGGAAUGGCACUGCGCACGUGGUAUCUCGUUACUGACUACCCGAGUAUUGGAGGAAGAGACAUAAGCGAUGAUGAGGUUUCUCACUAGUGCGAUCCGAAUGACAGAUUGCUAAGCUUUCUCUCUCAUGCGUCGAAAUGAUCCUUCCAUUUAGUACAUAUUCAAUAUUUUUCCUGUUUCACGAGUAGGUUCAGGAGCGACGUACCUUUUAAAUAAGUCUCGGUCGACAACGCGCGCGCGCGAACCUUGCGGUUAAUCCGUCUUCACGUUCGGGGAUGAAACGGAUAUGUUGUGCCGACAUGGAUCAGCGGAAUCGCUUCAUCCGAAUCCCGUCGCGUUGUCUUCGCCGUUCGAUCGACUUGGCCUUUGAAACGAACCCUUCGCCGGAAUGAUCGCGUUCACCUUUUAUCUAAACGUGUUGAUGAGAAACGUUGAACCGAGUCUUCCUCGAGAUCAGCGUGGUUCGUUCGCUGAUCCGUAAUCCUUGUUUCCCACCCCCACGGGUUUCAAGAAAAUCUUCGAUCCAGCGAACCUGACGAACUUAUUUGAAAGUUACGUGACCGCUUUUAGGCUUAGCCGGUGCUCCCCCGUUCGCGGGGGAGGCGAAAUCGAAAGUAAAACGAUUUUAUUGAAACGGGGCGCGUUUGCAUUGUCAAACGGCCCCGGGAAACGCCAGUUUUAAAUUUCGUCGACGGAAACACCACUUGUGUAGCAUAACCAUUUUAUAAGUGUACCAUACGCGAAGAGAACGUACUUAUUUAUGCAGAGUAACAUCAGUUAGGCGAGGACAAAUGGAAAAAUGGACAGUUACUUCGUUAGGCAUUUUUUUUCUUCUUCAGUUUUAAUCUCUUUUUUUUGGCGGUAGCUUGUUAAAUCACACGAAAACAUUAUUAUUAUUAUUAAUUAUUAAUAUUAUUAUUAUUCUUAUAUAUAUUUUUUAUUAUUAUUAUUAUUUACAUAGGCGCGUAAGUAGAACAUAGGUUUGAGCUCUCUACUAAUUCUGAGGAAAACUAGAGGAUAUUUUUUAUAAUUAUUAGAACACGAGAAAUCGAGUAUUGCUAUUAUAUAUAUAUAUAUAUAUAUAUAUUUACAUAUAUACAUAUAAAAACAAAUUUUCA
Nomia melanderi (Alkali bee) is the source of this 6666-nucleotide messenger RNA. RefSeq lists its product as uncharacterized. The record is from RefSeq and is a predicted model, not a curated record. Gene Ontology annotation, molecular function: DNA-binding transcription factor activity, RNA polymerase II-specific; zinc ion binding; RNA polymerase II cis-regulatory region sequence-specific DNA binding. Gene Ontology annotation, cellular component: nucleus. Gene Ontology annotation, biological process: positive regulation of transcription by RNA polymerase II; cell fate commitment; negative regulation of transcription by RNA polymerase II. Lineage: Eukaryota; Metazoa; Arthropoda; Insecta; Hymenoptera; Halictidae.